Lytechinus pictus (painted urchin) is the source of this 8421-nucleotide messenger RNA. Its product is annotated as macrophage mannose receptor 1-like. The transcript is spliced from 51 exons. Gene Ontology annotation, molecular function: signaling receptor activity. NCBI's taxonomy places the organism in Eukaryota, Metazoa, Echinodermata, Echinoidea, Temnopleuroida, Toxopneustidae. The record is from RefSeq and is a predicted model, not a curated record. Bases 61 to 6411 code for a protein of 2116 amino acids.
UACAAUAACUGGACCCCUGGCGAACCUUCCAAUAGUUAUGGCAACGAAGACUGUGUGCACAUGGAAGACUACUUUUACAAACUGGGAAAGUGGAAUGAUGUCAAAUGCAACAAUCUUUACAGAUUUAUUUGCAAAAUGCCAAAAUAUGGCCUAGCAAUCACCGAAACACCAACUGUAACAACCGUUUCAGGCCAAGACUGUGAUCCUGGAUGGAGGCUCUAUGAACUGGAGGCCACAUGUUCUCAGCCUAUAUACGCUAACAGGAUGACAAAAAAUAAUGCCCAGGACUACUGUUCUAGUUUGAACGCAAACCUAGUUAUGAUCCUGAAUGAACCGAAAAAUACCUGGGUUACAUCUCUCAUUUCGGACGAGGACACGGUAUAUUGGAUUGGUCUCUCAGAUAGGGGCUCUCUUCAGUGGAAAUGGGUGGACAAUACACCAGCAGAAUACUUUAACUGGGCACCUGGUGAACCGAAUGAGAACGAUGGUUUACAUGAAGACUGUGUUGAGAUGUAUUCUAAUGGUUAUUGGAAUGAUGAACAAUGUCUUGGAUUGGCUUAUCCAAUAUGUGAAAGAGCAGUGGGUUUGACAGGACCACCACCAACAACGCCGAAUUACGAACCACCGUGUCCGCUGGGUUGGUACAAGUACGAAGAAGAACAAUGUUUGUUGCUCGUUACUGAGAGGAGAGAUACUUUCAACAGCGCCAGACAGUACUGCGGAACGGAAAGGGCAGAUUUGGUCAUGAUCAAGACAGAGGCACUUAAUAACUUCAUAGCGAAUUUGAUAUCAGGGUAUGACGAUGAUGAAUUCUGGAUUGGACUAACUGAUAGAAGAGAAAUGUACGAGUUCCUCUGGGUAGAUGAAACACCACUCCAGGAAGGUGAUUACACUAACUGGGCCCCAGGCGAACCCAAUGAAAGUGAUGGCCUCCAUGAAGAUUGUGUGGAAAUAUACGCUCAUACAGGAAAGUGGAAUGAUGAACAAUGUGUUGCUUAUCAGAACUACAUAUGUAGCCGACCAACUGUCUUUAAAUCAACAACCCCUGGUCCUUCAACAACGCCCAGACCCACUCAUCCACCAGCGUUGUCAACUGAAUGUGGAGAUGGAUGGAUGAAAUAUCAAGAAACUUGCGUACUUAUUGUAGGUGAAAAGUAUACAUUCAACAUCGCUCAGGAGUACUGCCAAGAAAGACAUGCAAAUCUCAUCAAAUUGGAAAGUCAGGAUAUGAAUAAUUGGUUGGUAGAUCAGACAGCUCCGUACAACCAAGUAUUCUGGAUUGGACUGUAUGAUCGCAUAGAAGAUAAUACAUUCGUAUGGACAGAUGGAACUAAACCAUCAUUCACGAAUUGGUCUCCUGGUAAUCCCGACAACUAUGAUGGCAUCGGAGAAGAUUGUGUAGAGAUGUAUAAAGGAGGGACAUGGAAUGAUGAACAGUGUCUGGCACUCAAUGCUUUCGCUUGCUCAAAAGGAUUCGAGGAAAUUCCUAAAUGCGAUAUCAAAGAUGGAUGGGAAUCCUCCGGUGAAAAGUGCUAUCGGUGGAUAUCUGAUACAAAGAGUUUUUAUGAGGCUACUGACUACUGCUCAUCUAUGGAUGGAUAUAUCAUUUCUAUCAAUACGGAAGAAGAACAGACAUUUGCUACUUCAAUACAGCUACGUCAUGCUAACAUACAGUACUGGAUUGGACUUACCGAUGAAGACAACAGAAACACAUUCACGUGGCAAGAUGGGACUAGUACCGGUCCUCAAGACUACUCUAAUUGGGAUGAGAAUCAACCUAAUUCAGAUGUGUAUCCUGCAUGUGGUAUGAUAAAAGGACCAUAUCCAGAUGUGUGGAGUGUAGAUCAAUGUAAUGCGAGGAAACGAUUUAUAUGCGAAAAACCACAAGGUACAUGUGCAGAUGGAUGGGUACUCCACGGUGGAGAAUGCUAUCAAUUCAACGCCCUGAAGAGAACAUGGACUGAUGCAAGUUAUUACUGCAGUACUCAAGGUGGAUGGCUAGGAACAAUUUUGGAUGGUGCAGAAAAUACAUUUAUUGCUUCCCAAAUGGGCCCUCUCUAUGAAGAACAGAUUUACAAUAUGUGGAUCGGAUACUCAGAUAUCAUCAAUGAUGGCCAAUGGCAGUGGGUGCAUGAGACUAAAUCUACAUAUGAAAACUGGCCUAGUCAACCUACGAAUACUUAUGGGCAGGCAGACUGUGCUUAUCUCAACACAGAUGACCAAAUGGGACUCUGGAAUCAAAUGCUAUGCACAUUAUUGGCUGGGUUCUUCUGCAAGAUCAAAGCUGGAUCCACUGUAACACCUGUGACAGCCCCAGAUAAGGUAGGAUCUUGUGACCGCGGUUGGGGUCUUUACGGUGAUUGGUGCUACUAUAUCCCAAGUGUGGAGAAGAAUUUAGCAGAUGCUGAAUCAGAGUGCACGGACUUGUUUCCCGGAUCACAUCUAGCUAGUAUUCAUUCCAUCGGAGAACAGUCUUUUAUUACAGAACGUCUAAAGUAUAUUAACGCUUGGACAUGGAUUGGUUUAAAUGAUAGAGAUAUAGAAAAUACAUGGAAGUGGACGGAUGGAACCAAUUACGAUUUCUGGAAUUGGGCUGAAGGGGAGCCAAACAAUGUCAAUAAUGAGGAUUGCGUGCAUCUUGGAUAUUUUGAUGACCAUCAGAUUGGUUUGUGGAACGACAUUGGAUGCAACGAAGAAAACAGAUAUAUCUGCAAAAAGGCAAAAUAUAAUACUCCGCCUGUCACCGAAGCUCCACCUAUAACACUUCCUCCUAGUGGACGUUGUGGCAGUGAUUGGGUACUUGAUGCUGGAAGUAAUAACUGCUUCAAAUAUGCAACUGAUAAAAUAACUUGGCCAAAAGCAGAUGAACAAUGCCAUUAUGAGGGUGGUCUUCUUACCAGUAUUACCAAUCAUGCCGAUUCUGCAUUCCACCACCAAAAUGCACUUUACUAUGGAUUGAAUUACAAUGCUUGGAAUUUUUGGAUCGGUCUUCAUGAUACCAAUAUGGAGUCUGGUUACGAAUGGAGCGAUGGCGCCCCUGUCUCUUAUCUCAACUGGAACCCAGGAGAACCAAACGAUUAUAAUACCGGUGAAGAUUAUGUUGAACUGCUAAGUGAAAGCGGAAAAUGGAAUGACCAUCAUGGUGAAUAUACAGCUGGAUAUAUAUGCAAGAGGAAUAGUUUCGUUACGCAUCAGUUUAAAGUGUUUCCAAACAGUCGUUUGGACGAGACAUCCUCCACUCCAAUCUCAAACGUAUGGCCAGAGGACUGUGCUCUAUUUUGUUAUAGCGCUGGUCAAGACUGCAGAUCUUUCAACUACUAUCGAAAGAGUCGUGAAUGUUCACUACUUGCUAUCGAUCAAUACUCGGACAAUGCAGAUCUAGUGCCCGAGUUUGAAGAUCCUUAUGAUUACUAUGAACGAGACUUCAACGGUCCAGCAGUUCAAGUACCGACUACUAUUGAUCCUUCGUAUGGGUGUAAUAAGGUUGAGACUGGUUACCGCAGCUACUGUUAUUCCUUGGUCACUUCCGUAUCAUCUUUUUAUGGCAUGCAGGAUGUGUGUGCACUUAGAAGUGCUGACCUGGUGUCUAUCGCUGACGCCAGUGAAAUGAACUUUGUUACAAGUCUAAUGCAGACUGGCAAUACUGGGACUACUAGAAUAGGUUCAGUGUGGUUAGGAUUGAAUGAUAUGGACCGUGAAGGUACUUAUGCCUGGACUGAUGGUAGUGAGAUAACCUAUACAAAAUGGGCAGCUGGACAGCCUCAGAAUAGUGAAAGUGAUGACGACUGUAUCGUCCAUAAUGUUGAUAUGGAUGGAUGGCUUGAUGAAGUUUGCACAGGAAAUCAACAUUACGGCGUCUGCAAAUCACCCAAAAGAACUUCUAAUGUUGUACCACCAGAAAAUGAAGGCUGCCCAAUUGGGUGGUUGAAAUACAUGUCUUCAUGUUACGAGCUGGUAACUGAUCAGAAGAUUUGGAUUGAUGCGAAAGCAGACUGCUUGAAUAAGAAUGGUAGACUUGCUAUCAUCAAUGACAAAUAUGAACAGGCCUACUUAGCUUCAUUGAUGGGCGCUAUCUAUUUUUACACGUUUGACUACUGGAUUGGAUUAAGUGAUACUGACAUUCCGGGUACAUACCUCUGGGUGGAUGGUUCACAUCCGACAUUAUCUGCUUGGGCACCAAGUCAACCAGAUCCUUAUUUGGGUGACUGUGUGGCUUUAGUAAGCGCUGGAAGUGGAGCUGGUAGCAAUGUAGCUGGUUUAUGGUUUGAUGAAAGAUGCUACAAAGAACAUAACUACAUUUGUGAGAGGCCCGUAGAUGGCACAACAGAUACUCCAUACACCCAGCCUCCCGUCACCAAUCCAUCUAAUAAAGGAUGCACAGAUGAUAACGCUAUCGGUUACGGAUCUAAUUGUUACAUUCCAUUUGAGAGAAACCCUAUAGAACAGAUCAGUUGGGCUAAUGCCAGAACUUAUUGUCAGGCAAUGGGAGGUGACUUGGCCAGUUUCCAAAGCAAAGAGGAGGAAGCCUACAUUGUUAGCCACUAUAUCCCAAUAGACCCAGAAACUGCUAAAUAUGGAUUCUGGACAGGACUUAAUGAUCAAUCCCGAGAGUCAGGUUUCCAGUGGAGUGACGGAUCACCUUUAGUGUAUCUUAAUUGGGAAAGCGGUGAACCUAAUGAUUACUCUGGUAGCGAGGAUUGUGGUGAAAUGUAUUUCUCUGGACGAGGAUGGAACGAUCUUUCAUGCUCGGCUACACGGAGCUUUCUCUGUAAAGUACCAAAACAGAUUAAAGCACCCACUACUAUUCCACCGAUUCGAGAGUGUUUGACGGCAUCAGGCUGGCAGUAUUUCGAACCUUAUUGCUAUUACUUCAGUGACGUUGCUGGAUCGAAUGAUAGAUUAAGCUGGACCCAAGCAGAAGACUUCUGCAAUCAAAAGGGAGGUCAUCUAGCAUCAAUCAUGAGCAGUGCUGAAAAUGCAGCUUUGAUGGAAAUGGCUCCGACCAUUGGUAUAAAUUACUGGAUUGGUAUUCAUCAAGAGGUUGCUGCUGGAAGUUUUAGAUGGUCAGACGGCUCUCCAUAUACGUACGAGAACUGGGAUAUAGGAGAACCAAAUAAUCACAAUGGAGAAGAACUAUGCGGAGAAAUAUACCGUUAUAAUGGUCUUCAACAAAAUGGCGUAUGGAAUGAUGCAGCAUGUGGAGUGAAUACCCCAUUCAUUUGUAAGAAGAUGGAAGAGUCGGUUAACCCAAUCACUCGUGCACCUACCGAAGCACCUGUAGGAGGCUGUAGUGAUGGGUAUUUCAAAUACUUCAAUAGAUGUUAUAGAAUGGGAGGAUAUGAAGAGACUGAUCGAUACAGCUGGCAGGAUUCUAGAUCUGUAUGUCAAGGAGAGGGAGGUAAUCUAGUUGGUAUCCAUAGCCAACCAGUCCAGUCCCUGCUAGCAUCAAUGCUCUUGGAUAUAGAGGGAGACGUAUGGAUCGGAUUUUCUGAUGAAGGAUCGAAUGGUCAAUAUCACUGGGCGGAUGGUAAACCCGCAGUUUAUGUUAACUGGUUUCCGGGUGAACCAACCGGACACAUUUCUCUACCCGGUGCACCUGCUCGCAACUGUGUUGAAAUGUUAAACACACAAUGGUAUGCUGGUAUGUGGAGUGACUCAGAAUGCUCUAAUGCUAUUGGAUACAUAUGUGAGAGAGACUUGGAUCCUCAAGCCGAUGACAAUCCACCAGAGGAAAAGUACUGCGAUGAUCCUUCUUAUUACAAAUAUGGCGACUCUUGCUUCAAACUUGACCUGACCAGGCGUUCCUACGAUGGUGCCCAAGAAUUUUGUGAGAGUGAUGGUGGUAACCUGGCAAGCAUUACGGAUGCUCACUAUGAAGCUUUCUUGGAGUAUCUUCUAUAUUCAAGAGGUGUAUCAGAUGCUUGGAUCGGCAUGGAGAAAAUUGAUGGCCAAUACCAGUGGGCUGAUGGUUGGCCAGUAUUUGUUUCAUUCUGGGGUGAUGGAGAACCAAGUCAGAAUGAUGGAGAAGGAUGCGUCAUUAUAACAGACAAGCCAUCUUGGGAUGAUACCAGUUGUACCGAACUUCAUCCUACUCUCUGUCGAACAACAUAUGCCAAACCACCUGAGCCAGUUGAGGAGCUCACUGGUUACUGUCAGAGUGAUCAAACAGCAUUUGGUGGACAUUGUUAUCAUGUUCCUAAUGAUAUCGUAUUCGUUGAGUGGCAAACGGCUCGUUACCAAUGUCAACAGAUGGGUGGUGAUCUAGCCAGUAUCCACAGCAAAGAAGAAAAUGAAUUCAUUCGGAAACUCGUACAAACCCGUAUCGGCAAGAGAAACGUAUGGAUUGGAUUGGAACGUGGAAGUUCGGGAAAAGUCAAAUUACGAUGGAAAAAAAUAAAUCUAUUCAUCUAGACUUACUUUGAUUGAAACGGAGGACAGUUUCACGUCCGAUCCGGGACGCUUCUUCAGCUCUUCUGAAUUGGCGGGAAAUCGUCGUUGCCGAUUGGCGCCGAAGCACCGUCGAUGUUAUUUUCUUGGAGACGUCGAGGAAUUUUUCGGAUUGCAGGAUUGUAAAUCCGAGAGAGGUUAUGUCGUAAUCCUCCUCCUUUGUUGAGAGAUGGGUUCUCUGCGUUGACGUAGACCGCCUCACGGACCCCCCUCUCAAACCACCUAGGUUCUUUGUCUAGGAUGAGCACGUCUUUAUCUUUGAAGUUUGUGUUUAGACGUGUUCAGGUGGGAGUAUACGGCAGAACCGUAUCCCGAUGCGCCUGGUCUGCGAUGUUGAUACAAACGAUUGGAGAGGGAUUGUUUGGUUUCACCAAUAUAAUUAGCGCUGCAACCUGUCUCUUGGCACUGGAUAGCAUAGACAAUGUUGUUUUUCCUGUCUUUGGGAACUUUAUCCUUCGGGUGAACCAAUUUCUGCCUAAGUGUGUUAGUCGGUUUGAAGUACACCGGGAUGCGGUAAGAAGACAGGAUCCUCCGGAUUUUCUCUGAAAGUCCACUGACGUAGGGGACAGAGACACCGAAGCGACGCCCCUGUUCCGUCGGUCGAGGAAGGUUGUUCUCACGUUGGCGUCGCGGGUGAAGGGCUUUCUCUAUGCUACCACGGGUGGAGCAAAGAGAAAACAUUGCCUAUGCUAUCCAGUGCCAAGAGACAGGUUGCAGCGCUAAUUAUAUUGGUGAAACCAAACAACCCCUCUCCAACACUGUUAGAAAAAUUUCCGUUUUUUAACGGAAAAAGUCCGGCAGCAGAAUUUCCGGACUUUUUUUUUUUUUCCGUAAAUUUACAGAAAGUGGUAAUUUAUGGAAAAGUUCUGUAAAAUAUACGAGAUUCCGUAAAUUACAAUUCUUGAAAAUACGGACUUUAUUUACGGAAACUUUACAGAAAAUUUACAUAAAUUAACAUGAUUCCGUAUAAAUAAUUAACGGAAAAAAAAAAUUUGUCCGGAAAUUUUGCUGCCGGAAUUUUUUUUUUUUGUCCGUAAUUUUACGGAUUCCUUUUCCGUAAAAUUACCGUACUUUUACAAAAUUCCCAUGUAAAAUACGGAUUUUAUGUACGGAAAUUUUACAGAAAAUUUACGUGAAUUAACAUGAUUCCGUAUAAAUAAUUAACGGAAAAAAAAAAUUUGUCCGGAAAUUUUGCUGCCGGAAUUUUUUUUUUUUGUCCGUAAUUUUACGGAUUCCUUUUCCGUAAAAUUACCGUACUUUUACAAAUUCCCAUGUAAAAUAUGGAUAUUAUUUACGGAAAUUUUACAGAAAAUUUACGUGAAUUAACAUGAUUCCGUAUAAAUAAUUAACGGAAAAAAAAAAUUUGUCCGGAAAUUUUGCUGCCGGAAUUUUUUUUUUAAUCCGUAAUUUUACGGAUUCCUUUUCCGUAAAAUUACCGUACUUUUACAAAAUUCCCAUGUAAAUUUACACAUUUCCGUAAAAAAACAAGUUUACAGAAUUCUUAAAUUUUUUACAGAUAUUUUUUAAUCAGUAGAUACCUUACAAUAGGAACGCUGAUUUGCUAUUUAAACAUGUACUCCCAAACACAUGGUAGAUUGUAUGAAUGCAUUCACUUAAGGCCUGAACAAAAAUUGUGUUGCCCUUUUCUGACCUGGACAAAUCGGGCCAGCUUUUUUCAAUAAUUUUUUUCAUACUAAGCUUACUAUUUCUAGAAUAAAACAUGGCAACAGUGAUUGUGUCUCGCCCACUCAUGAAAAUAACCAGAAAUAUCGUGAUUUGCGAGGGCACACAACAUAAUUGUAUUGAAACUUCAUUGUGAAAUGACUGGGAUGGAAUAACACUUGUCAUAAGAGCCUUGCACAUAAACUUUAAUGUUGACCUGUAAAUUCAAUUCAAUUCAAAAUGGUUUAUUAAAAAUCCUUUCUUUGCGGCAAAAGCCGAAUUGCGAAAAUUUACAUUUCAAACAAAAUCAUC